GCGCUAUUCUGUUUGAAAAACUUCUUCCACGUUAAAUCCAAAUAGAUACCGUUUUAUUUUGUUGACACGUGCUGCAAUGGAAGCAGAACGACGCACAUUAGUCCACUGGUUCCGCAAAGGUCUCCGAGUGCACGAUAAUCCUGCUUUAUCGCAAAUUUUUACCGCCGCCAACGCGGAACCAGGAAAAUUUAUCAUCCGCCCCAUUUUCAUACUGGAUCCCGGAAUACUCGACUGGAUGCAAGUCGGGGCUAAUCGAUGGCGGUUUCUUCAACAAACUCUUGAAGAUUUGGAUAAGCAGCUACGGAAACUCAACUCCCGCCUGUUUGUCGUUCGCGGAAAGCCUGCAGAUGUUUUCCCUCGUAUCUUUGAACAAUGGCGCGUGGAGAUCUUGACUUUCGAAACAGAUAUUGAGCCAUAUUCCCUGUCCAGAGAUGCUGCCGUGCAGAAGUUGGCCAAGUCCGCGAAUGUUAAGGUGGAAACCCACUGCUCCCAUACAAUUUACAAUCCAGAGAUAGUUAUAGCCAAGAAUUUCGGCAAGGCUCCCAUUACGUACCAAAAGUUUCUGGGCAUUGUAGAGCAAUUAAAGGUACCUAAAGUUUUAGGAAUUCCUGAGAAGCUUAAAAGUAGGAAUGAGCCUAAAAAAGAUGAUGUUGAGCAAGAGGAUUCGGAGGCCUAUGAUUGCCCGACUAUGGAACAAUUGGUCAAGAGACCGGAGGAACUGGGACCCAAUAAGUUUCCUGGAGGUGAAACAGAGGCCCUCCUCCGUAUGGAUGAAUCACUAAAAGAUGAACUUUGGGUUGCACGCUUUGAGAAGCCCAACACGGCACCAAAUUCUUUGGAGCCCAGCACUACCGUACUGAGUCCUUAUUUGAAAUUUGGAUGUCUCAGUGCUCGAUUGUUUCAUCAGAAGCUUAAAGAAAUUCUAAAGCGGCAGACUAAGCAUUCCCAACCUCCUGUUUCUCUUAUUGGACAACUCUUGUGGAGGGAAUUCUACUACACAGUGGCGGCUGCUGAACCAAACUUUGAUCGGAUGUUAGGCAAUGUCUACUGUCUGCAAAUUCCCUGGCAGGAACAGCCAGAUCAUCUAAAAGCAUGGACUCAUGGACGCACCGGUUACCCUUUUAUAGAUGCCAUAAUGAGGCAAUUACGCCUGGAGGGUUGGAUCCAUCACCUGGCACGACAUGCAGUGGCCUGUUUUUUAACUCGAGGAGAUCUUUGGAUCAGCUGGGAGGAGGGACAGCGGGUGUUCGAGCAGCUGCUGCUGGAUCAGGAUUGGGCCCUAAAUGCUGGCAACUGGAUGUGGCUCUCAGCGUCCGCAUUCUUUCAUCAGUACUUUCGUGUUUACAGUCCGGUGGCGUUUGGCAAGAAGACUGAUCCCCAGGGGCACUACAUCAGGAAAUAUGUACCAGAACUCUCAAAAUAUCCAGCUGGCUGUAUUUAUGAGCCCUGGAAGGCCUCGCUGGCGGAUCAGCGGGCAUAUGGAUGUGUCUUGGGCACGGAUUAUCCCCAUCGGAUUGUUAAACACGAAGUGGUGCACAAGGAGAACAUUAAGCGAAUGGGAGCCGCAUAUAAAGUAAAUCGUGAGGUGCGCACAGGAAAGGAGGAGGUGUCAUUUGAGGAGCCAGAAACAUCCACUUCAGGCAAACGGAAAGUGCGAAAGGCAACCGGAAACGCCCCCAAGCGAAAACGUUAAAAAUUGAAUAUGUAUGUAUGCUACCUUGUAUGAGAGGUAGCUACAUAAAUAUAUUUUCUAUAUAUAAGUUUAUCGUUGAGCAGAUAUUAGAUGUAAAUUUUAAGCUGUCUAUAAAAUUUUUAAUUGGUAAGGUACCUACAUUCGGGUACAAAUAAUAUUAUAUUUGACUUACGAUUUGUUGUAAAUAUAUCUAAAGAUAUCAACUUGAAAA
Messenger RNA from Drosophila eugracilis, 1904 nucleotides. RefSeq names its product cryptochrome-2 (gene phr6-4). The transcript is spliced from 2 exons. The record is from RefSeq and is a predicted model, not a curated record. Bases 77 to 1693 code for a protein of 538 amino acids. NCBI's taxonomy places the organism in Eukaryota, Metazoa, Arthropoda, Insecta, Diptera, Drosophilidae. Gene Ontology annotation, cellular component: cytoplasm; nucleus. Gene Ontology annotation, biological process: circadian regulation of gene expression; entrainment of circadian clock by photoperiod. Gene Ontology annotation, molecular function: DNA binding; FAD binding.